ACUUUGAAAAUGCGUGAGAUUCUUCAUAUUCAAGCAGGACAAUGUGGGAAUCAAAUAGGAUCAAAAUUCUGGGAAGUUGUAUGUGACGAACACGGGAUUGAUCCAACUGGAAAAUACUGUGGAGAUUCAGAAUUGCAGCUUGAAAGAGUUAAUGUUUAUUACAAUGAAACUGGAAAUGGACGUUACGUGCCACGGGCAGUUCUCAUGGACCUUGAACCUGGUACUAUGGACAGCAUCAAAUCAGGUCCUUUCGGACAGAUUUUUCGCCCUGAUAACUAUGUUUUCGGACAAUCUGGUGCUGGAAAUAAUUGGGCUAAAGGACAUUAUACUGAGGGUGCUGAACUUAUUGACUCUGUUCUUGAUGUUGUUCGAAAAGAAGCUGAAAACUCCGAUUGCUUACAAGGAUUUCAGGUGUGUCACUCACUUGGAGGAGGGACAGGAUCAGGAAUGGGAACACUGUUGAUAUCAAAGAUCAGAGAAGAAUUUCCAGACAGAAUGAUGCUUACCUUCUCUGUUUUCCCAUCACCAAAAGUCUCAGACACAGUGGUUGAGCCUUACAAUGCUACACUUUCAGUCCAUCAACUGGUUGAAAAUGCUGAUGAGUGUAUGGUUCUUGAUAAUGAAGCUCUCUAUGACAUCUGCUUCAGGACUCUGAAACUCUCCACACCAAGUUUUGGAGACCUGAAUCAUCUGAUUUCAGCAACAAUGAGUGGUGUGACAUGUUGCCUGCGAUUCCCUGGCCAGCUGAAUUCUGAUCUUCGAAAACUAGCUGUGAACUUAAUCCCUUUCCCAAGGCUUCAUUUUUUUAUGGUUGGAUUCGCGCCUCUAACAUCAAGAGGAUCUCAGCAAUAUCGAGCACUUACAGUCCCUGAACUGACACAACAGAUGUGGGAUUCCAAGAACAUGAUGUGUGCUGCUGAUCCAAGACACGGUCGUUACCUCACAGCCUCAGCAUUGUUUAGAGGCAAAAUGAGCACAAAAGAAGUUGAUGAGCAAAUGAUGAAUGUGCAGAACAAGAACUCUUCGUAUUUUGUGGAAUGGAUUCCGAACAAUGUUAAAUCCAGUGUUUGUGACAUACCACCUAGAGGGCUUUCGAUGUCUUCAACUUUUAUUGGGAAUUCAACUUCAAUUCAAGAAAUGUUUAGGAGAGUGAGUGAGCAGUUCACUGCAAUGUUUAGGAGAAAGGCAUUUUUGCAUUGGUACACUGGAGAAGGGAUGGAUGAAAUGGAAUUUACUGAAGCAGAGAGUAAUAUGAAUGAUCUUGUGGCGGAGUAUCAACAGUAUCAAGAUGCCACAGCUGAAGAAAACAGUGAGUAUGAAGAUGAAACUGGAGAAGAUUAAAGGUGUUCGACCAAUCUGCUAUUACGUAUGUUACGUGCUGCAAUGAACCUGAAACUCCAUUAGAUUUAUGUUUCUCUACUAUAUUUGUGCUGUGUUUAUGCAUUUCUGAUACUGUGAACCUCUUAUCUGUUUACUACUUUUGUUCAUUUAAAAGGUGUCAGUGGCAAGAACACAACGUAUUGUAUUCUUGUCCUGACUUUAUACUAAAAGGAUUCUACUCUAGUUAGUAGAAUUUA
Molecule: messenger RNA, 1577 nt
Organism: Solanum tuberosum (potato)
Lineage: Eukaryota; Viridiplantae; Streptophyta; Magnoliopsida; Solanales; Solanaceae
Product: tubulin beta chain-like
Exons: 3
Coding region: 10-1341 (443 amino acids)
Biological process (GO): microtubule-based process
Cellular component (GO): microtubule
Molecular function (GO): GTP binding; GTPase activity; structural constituent of cytoskeleton
Source: RefSeq, a predicted model, not a curated record